Molecule: messenger RNA, 1493 nt
Organism: Capsicum annuum
Lineage: Eukaryota; Viridiplantae; Streptophyta; Magnoliopsida; Solanales; Solanaceae
Exons: 2
Coding region: 956-1453 (165 amino acids)
Source: RefSeq, a predicted model, not a curated record
AUCACAAUCCUCAACCACUUUCUGUUUCUUCCCAACGAUUCAAAUUCCUUCGACAAAAUUACAGUCGCCAAAUUUCGACGAUGACAGCAGUCGCUGAUUCUGAUGAUGAUUGUCGCCGGAUUCUUGCCGGAUUCCGAUGGUGACCACCUAUUUUCUCCCUUCUGGCGACGACAAUAAUUACAGUCACUGGUUUUUCUUACGACGACGAUGACAACCAACUUUAUUCUUGAUGUUGGAUCAACGUCUUCGGAUUUGUUUUACCAAAUCAGAGACGUACCCUGAGCCCGUACCAGCGCCGCGUUGGGAUGGAUUCAUCAGCGAAAUCAAUGAGUCCGCACAACAUAACUCCUAGGAAUUAGGGAUUGAUUAGAUUCUUUUGAUCUUCUUGUUCACCUAUAAAUAUUGUGCAACUCUAUGAAUAAAAACAUAUUUUUGCAGUAUCUAAACAUUCAUGGUAUCAGACUUAGAAUUUUUGCCCUAAUACCAUAUGGCCAAAAUAGCUUCUCAGGGAGAAUAUGGAAUAUCAAAAGAAGACAAAAUGUCUUCUUUGGAAGCUCCAAAUCAUAUGACUCAAGGAGGCAAUGUUUCUCACAUGCCCUUCCAGUUAACUUCUCAUCGAUUAAAUAGGAAGAACUGUCUGAAAUGGGCACAAUUGGAAGAGUUUGCAAUCGAUGAUCGUAAAAAGUUGGGACAUCUAACUGGAAAGACGAAAAAGUCGAAAAUCGGAGACCCAAAGAUGAACACGUGGAGAUUAGCAUGUUGUUUUGAUAUCUGAAAAUGGAAUUACUUCCGAGGAUACAUUGCAUUAUUAUGUUGUUUCAUUCAGUUCUCUUAUUUACCUUCUAUUAUAAAAAAAUCUGCCUUUUCUAUUCCUUUCAUAUAUUGCGUGUUGAAUUGUUGUGUAGAAGCACCAAAGGAUUGGUGCUAUGUAGUAUGUGAUAAGGGCAAAGGAUCCAUGUUGCAUGCUUCUGAAAAGAUUUGUCAAAGCAUUGCGCCACCAAGGAAACACAAUAAGUUUCCUGGUUCUCAUGGUAUUAAUUGGGAAAAGGAGGUACGGACUGGGAAAAUGAAGUAUCUGCCUAUUGAAGAAGCACUCAGUCUGCCAUCGAGCCUCAAUGAAAAGGGAAAUCCACUGAACAUCAUUGGCUCCUCAAGAGUUGUGAAAACAAAAUCUAUGGCAACCGGGACUCGAGGGAGUUUUAGCACGUCUGGAGCUCAAACUUCAAAUUCUUUUCCUGCGAAGAGCCCACUACAACAGCUUUUAGGGUCAGCAAGAUAUACAAAUCCUCAGAAUGUCAAAAACACUAAAAUCACAGAAUGGAUCAAAAACACGGUACAAGCUUCAAAAGGUUCUGGUGAGCUUAAGAGUCCCGGUGCUGCCAAUGAGAGUCCAUUGAUGAAUCAAAUUAUGACACACCCUUGUGAUCCUGUGUUAGCUCAUUCCUGGAAGUAAGUACCCUUUAUCACGUACUUUAAUUAGUAACAUAAGUUGA